AUGGGAGUGGAGGAAAGGUGCUGGUUGGAUAGGUGGCGGGGGAAUCUACAUGGCCGGAGGAAGAAUGUGAGUGAAGUGAAGAAUGUGAGUGAAGUGAAGAAUGUGAGUGAAGUGAAGAAUGUGAGUGAAGUGAAGAAUGUGAGUGAAGUGAAGAAUGUGAGUGAAGUGAAGAAUGUGAGUGAAGUGAAGAAUGUGAGUGAAGUGAAGAAUGUGAGUGAAGUGAAGAAUGUGAGUGAAGUGAAGAAUGUGAGUGAAGUGAAGAAUGUGAGUGAAGUGAAGAAUGUGAGUGAAGUGAAGAAUGUGAGUGAAGUGAAGAAUGUGAGUGAAGUGAAGAAUGUGAGUGAAGUGAAGGAUGUGAGUGAAGUGAAGGAUGUGAGUGAAGUGAAGGAUGUGAGUGAAGUGAAGAAUGUGAGUGAAGUGAAGAAUGUGAGUGAAGUGAAGAAUGUGAGUGAAGUGAAGAAUGUGAGUGAAGUGAAGAAUGUGAGUGAAGUGAAGAAUGUGAGUGAAGUGAAGAAUGUGAGUGAAGUGAAGAAUGUGAGUGAAGUGAAGAAUGUGAGUGAAGUGAAGAAUGUGAGUGAAGUGAAGAAUGUGAGUGAAGUGAAGAAUGUGAGUGAAGUGAAGAAUGUGAGUGAAGUGAAGAAUGUGAGUGAAGUGAAGAAUGUGAGUGAAGUGAAGAAUGUGAGUGAAGUGAAGAAUGUGAGUGAAGUGAAGAAUGUGAGUGAAGUGAAGAAUGUGAGUGAAGUGAAGAAUGUGAGUGAAGUGAAGAAUGUGAGUGAAGUGAAGAAUGUGAGUGAAGUGAAGAAUGUGAGUGAAGUGAAGAAUGUGAGUGAAGUGAAGAAUGUGAGUGAAGUGAAGAAUGUGAGUGAAGUGAAGAAUGUGAGUGAAGUGAAGAAUGUGAGUGAAGUGAAGAAUGUGAGUGAAGUGAAGAAUGUGAGUGAAGUGAAGAAUGUGAGUGAAGUGAAGAAUGUGAGUGAAGUGAAGAAUGUGAGUGAAGUGAAGAAUGUGAGUGAAGUGAAGAAUGUGAGUGAAGUGAAGAAUGUGAGUGAAGUGAAGAAUGUGAGUGAAGUGAAGAAUGUGAGUGAAGUGAAGAAUGUGAGUGAAGUGAAGAAUGUGAGUGAAGUGAAGAAUGUGAGUGAAGUGAAGAAUGUGAGCGAAGUGAAGAAUGUGAGUGAAGUGAAGAAUGUGAGUGAAGUGAAGAAUGUGAAGUGA
Molecule: messenger RNA, 1209 nt
Organism: Closterium sp. NIES-65
Lineage: Eukaryota; Viridiplantae; Streptophyta; Zygnematophyceae; Desmidiales; Closteriaceae
Source: the annotation of a GenBank genome assembly